Messenger RNA from Symbiodinium sp. CCMP2592, 1278 nucleotides. The record is from the annotation of a GenBank genome assembly. Lineage: Eukaryota; Dinophyceae; Suessiales; Symbiodiniaceae.
AUGACGUCCUCGACUGAUUCGUCUGAGUACGAGUCUUCCUCCGGGGAGACCGAAGUCUCGGACAGUUCGUCGCCGGCCAAGAGGUCGAAGCCCCGGAAGCAAGUGAAGAAAGCCAAGAAGGGCAAAAGCCACAAGGCCAAGAAGGCCAAGUCUAGCAAACGUGCUAAGACUUCAAAGGCCAAGAAGUCCAGGCAGAAGAAGGAGAAGAAGUCCCGAAAAGAAUCGGAUGCCACCCCGGGUGGUACGGAUACCUGGAAUAAGGCGACCUCUGGUUGGAGCGGGGGUUACUCUUGGUCGGCUGGAGAUUCAGGAGGCCGGUCUUGGAAAUCAGACGCUGCGGCGUCGAGUGCCGGCUGGGGCCCCAAGUGGAAUAAGUGGGAGAAGCCGCGCCACCAUUGGCAGCCCAAAGCAGCGGCUAAGGCGCAGAUCCUGAGCCCUAAUUUUGGCGGGGGCGACACCAGUAAGAAGCAGCGGUGGGAGCAUGAUGCUGCUCCCGAUGCAUGGGCGGAUUACUGGCAGAUUGCCAGACAAAACAACGAGGAAGAUGAGUGGCGAGUUCCGUGCCCGGCAGCGGCUCGGGACGAGGGGAUCAUCCCGGUUCUUACCUCCCCCAAUGAGCAUGAGAUUGCUCGGAUUGCCGAUGGGGUCCUCCUUUCCUUUCAGGUUCCUCGAAGCAUGCUGGAAGCGGUGAUUCGCGCUAUGCUGCAAGCAGAGGUGGUAUGCCCCACCGUCGAUGGAAUCCCCGCGAUAUUUCAGAUCAGGGGAGAAGGCUGGGGUCAUUUGGUGAUCCCUUUGGUGGAGCAGGGCACGGAUGCCCCCCUCCAAUCACCUAUGCAUCGCGAGCUCCUGGAGUCCGAGACGCAUCAUUAUUCUUUUGCACAUGGGACCUCGCAGCAUGCACUUCCUCUGAUCCUGAGGGAGCGGAUCAUUCGUCCCCAAAACUUCAAGAAGGGCUCCACUCCUACUGUAGGACCUUUUGGGGUGGCUUCACCGGGCCACCUCACGAUGAACCCCGAUUGCAGUACUUUGAGGACCAUUUUGAAGAGGAGCCGCUCGAUCAGCAAAGGCCAACAGCCCUCGACCAUCCUUUGUGAGGUCAGGACCCCGGAGACCCAUGUCAAGUUGGACGCCGGAACUGGCGAACAGUUGCAGAUUUCUAGCCGAGAUGCAGGACUGGCUGUGGGGCCGGAUUCGGCAGUGGCUAGGUCUGACUUGACCUACAUCCUGGGUGUGGCCAUCACCUACCCCUUUCAGGGACCUGGUCGCGAGCUGACCUGA